UCCCUUUGUUUUUUCGAUUAAGGGUUUAGAGUUCAAGCAAGAUGUCUUCCUUUGCCGGAUACGGGUCUCUUGCCCCUAGGACGAAGAACUGGAUUGUUGCUGGUGGCUUGACUAGCUUCGUCCUUGGAGUGUAUUACUACACCAUGAGGGCAGUUGGAGGCAAUGAUGAGUUACAGGUUGCAAUAGACAAGUUUGAAAAGUUGAAGAAAAACUGAAGCAGUAGAGUUCUGUGGCUUCUUCUCUGCUCAGCUUUCCAACUCGGAUACAGGCAAAAAUAUUUUACGUCCACGUUUUCUUUUACGAGACGAACUGAAUGUUGAGGAAAUAUUGUUUUGGGGGAACUAAUUGUGGUAUUUACUUACAUACCACCGAAUUCAUAUGUAUUUACAUGUUUGAUAUCUA
Molecule: messenger RNA, 402 nt
Organism: Phalaenopsis equestris
Lineage: Eukaryota; Viridiplantae; Streptophyta; Magnoliopsida; Asparagales; Orchidaceae
Exons: 1
Coding region: 42-215 (57 amino acids)
Source: RefSeq, a predicted model, not a curated record